AUGGAAAAUGCAAGUACAUCAAGCUUGGCGAGAACGAAAUCGGAUCAGGUGGCGGAUACUAAGUCGCCGCCGUCGGCGGAGGAUGGUGGAGUGCUGUCGAGGAAAUCGAGCCAGAGAAUGACGGCGGCGUCACCGGAUGGCGGUGGAGGAAGAAACGUAUACAUAAGGAAGUCGAGGAGCGCUCAGUUAAAGGUGGAGGUGGAUGAGGUUGGGAACGGCGUAGCUCUGAGCCGAGCUUCUAGUGCUAGCUUGGGCCUCUCAUUCUCCUUCACUGGCUUUACUCUCCCUCUCGAUGAAAUCGCCGAUUCAAAACCUUUCAGCGACGAUGAUAUUCGUAAGUAA
Sphenostylis stenocarpa is the source of this 342-nucleotide messenger RNA. The record is from the annotation of a GenBank genome assembly. NCBI's taxonomy places the organism in Eukaryota, Viridiplantae, Streptophyta, Magnoliopsida, Fabales, Fabaceae.